Molecule: messenger RNA, 2589 nt
Organism: Owenia fusiformis
Lineage: Eukaryota; Metazoa; Annelida; Polychaeta; Sabellida; Oweniidae
Source: the annotation of a GenBank genome assembly
AUUAAGUCGGCCAUAUUGUAUGAAUAAGUGAGACGACAUCAUGAAAACAAUACUGAAAUUAACUAUUUAGCAUGUUAUCUUGUUCACAAGAGGAUGGACAAAGACAUUAACAAAACUGUUAUUAGUAUCAAGAUGCGUGAAUGAUAAAUCGUGAACUGGCACAGCCGUAUAACCACAAUGGGAGGGUUGGAGUUAUACGAUGCCAUCUACACAAAUGAUUUGGUUAAAUUAAGGAUAUUGGCAGAAACGCAAAAUUUAGAUCUCAAUGCCAAAUUUACCGAAGCUCGGAAGAAAAAUCAUUUAGACCUGAGUCCCAUUCACUUAGUAGCAUCCCGGGGAUUCUCUGGUAUGCUGCAAUAUAUGAUUCAUGAGGCGAGAUGUAAUAUUGAUCUCGCUACAGAGUGUCUGAGAAGAACUGCUUUACAUUUUGCAGUACUACGCCACAAGGUGGCGUGUUUUCAUAGACUUUUAGGUGAAGGUGCAGCAUUGAACUCGAGAGACACUUUCGGGAACACACCCUGUUCUUACGCUGCAGAUGAUGGUAAUUGUGACAUUCUAGAUGUACUCAUCCAAAAAGGUGCCCAGGUUGACGUGCAGGACAUCACGUUAAAGACCCCCCUCAUGAAGGCCGCUAGAAACGGUAAACUGAACGCUGUGAAACGUUUGAUUGCCGCUGGUUGUGCACUGAAUAUAAGAGAUAAGAAUAGUGACGUUGCGCUACACUUUGCCUCGAAAAAUGGCAACGGAGAAAUAGUACGUGUUCUAAUCGCAGCAGGCAGCGGUUUGAACAUCCAAAACCAGUAUGGACGAACCCCAUUAAUGGAGGCCGUGUACUACUAUCAGAAAGAUGCAGUGGCAGCGCUGAUUGAGGCUGGCUGCGACAUCAACAGGCAAGAAACGAAGACUGGUGACACUGCCAUGCAUAUCGCUAUCAAAAAGAACUACACUGAGGUUGUUGAUCAACUCUUGCAGUGUAAGGAUGUCCGUCUCAUACCCAACAGCACUGGGGAAACUGCCCUUUAUGAUGCCAUUGUCUAUAAUAAGUUCGACUGUCUCAAAUUGUUAAUAAAGUAUAACUAUGACCUUGAAGUUCCCGCUAAGAUGUUGAUGCAUGGUGCGCUAAAACGUAACAUUGAACUCGCUAUAGAGAGAAGCCUUUACAGCACGACGAGGUUGCUGGCGUACAUCUACUGCGAGACCCUCGUGGAACACACAAAUAACAUGGACGGCAAGCGUAUCCUCGCAGAUACCAGGACGGAUUGUUUUCCAAUUGCAUGUUCCUGUCUCAAGAGCUGCAGUAACAUGAUGUAUCGCAAGUCUCUAUGCGUUGUGCACCAGCUGUGUCGUGAUCUGCUCAAGUCUGCCAACCUGCCUCUUUCUCAACAAACAAGGAGCACAUUUGUAUUGAAACGCCAGAAUGACAUUGGGGCUGGCCAUGAUAAUGAACCUAACAGAAGUCGGUACAAAGCUAAGCAUUUCGUAUAUGAUCUCAUUGAAGACACAAAUCAACAGCCAAGGCCUCCUAUAGAAGUAAUAUUGACAGAAAAUGUAGAUGGUAUAGGUCUAAAGGGGGAUGUAGUGACAGUUAAGAGAAGUGUAUUCAGAAACCAGUUAUUUCCACUCGGUCAAGCCACAUACGCCUCCCCAGAGAACCUUGCAGAAAAUGAAAGAGAAAAGAGUAGCAGUGGUUAUAAAGAACAAACUGAGAGCAUUUAUACUGCCAUGACUUUAAGGCAGCUAGGGGGAAUGUUUCUAGCUGUUCCAAUGAAUAUUGAUCAUGAAUGGGCACUAAACAAAAAACACAUAAAAGUCGCUUUCAGAAAAAUAGGUGCUGUUGUACCAGAGGAGGCAAUCACUUUGCCUGAGGAACCAAUCACUAGCAUUACAGAUGCCUUCUAUGUAACAGUAACGGUGAAUGGCUGUCAGAAAGUUGAAGUGAAGACCAUGCUCUACCCAGUAAGUAAGGUACCUGGUAGGUGCCCCCCUCCUGAGCUCCCCAAGGCAUUCACUAUAACUACACCAAAGAAGCUUGCUAAGUUGAGACAAGAUGGCAUGGACCAAGUUCAAAUUGAUAGAUAGCCAUGUGUGAAAUGACACUGACUUAAUAAUGUGUGGCUAUUGAAUAUUGCAAUAUGGAUUGAGUGGAUUUUAAUGGAAUUAUCAAGCUAAACAUCAAGGAAUAAAGAUUCAAGCUUAUUCUGUAUUGAAGGUAGGAGUUAGUUAAAGAUUUCAGUUUAGAGAUGGAGAAAGAGAAACAAAUGUUUAUACUAUACUACACUGCUUGCACUAUUUUGGCUACCUUGUUUAUAUCCAAAAAGGAAAAAAUAUAUGGGAUAUUCCGCAAAGACCCAACCACAAAGAAUCAAAUUUUGCUCAUUCAGAUUAAGUCACAAAUCUUCCAUCUGUCUGUCAAUUCGUUCGGCUGUCCAGGCAAUAAUUAAAAUACCAGUGGGCGAAUUGGGUUCAAAUGUUAUAGGCUGAUGCCUUAUGGGAAUAGAGCUUCUGCUAGAGUAGAACUAAAUUCAAAAUGGUCAAAUUUUUUAUAAAAAAUUUAAUCUGAUAACUAAAAUACCAAUGCACAGAUUUGGU